AGGACGACAACCCUUACCACCCUAAGCUGGAGAAGAAGUACGAGAGUAUUCCAAAGAACCAGCUGCCCUUGUCGGAGUCCCUCAAGCUCACCAUCGACCGCGUCCUGCCGUUCUGGAACAGCAACAUCGCCCCAGAGCUCCGAAGGGGCAAGACCGUGCUCAUCGCCGCCCACGGCAACUCCUUGAGGUCCCUCGUCAAGUUCCUCGAUGACAUCCCGGAGGACAAGAUCAUCGGCUUGAACAUCCCGACAGGCGUGCCGCUGGUGUACCGGCUCAACAAGCAGCUGAAGCCCGUGACGCUCGCGGGCCACGCACCCGACCUCAGCGGCGCGUACCUCGGCGACCCCGAUUGGGUGAUGAACAAGAUCAACGGCGUGAAGAACCAAGCGAAGCGCUGAGACCGGGCUCUCCGGCCGAGUGUGUCUGCCGAAGGGCACCUCUCUUUUCGCGAGGUUGGCGCGCACGCCUUCCAGAUGCGGCCCCUUACAGGGGCGGGGGCGAUCAGGGCGGGGAGCCGGGGGAUCACGUGGGAAGGGUAGCUGUGCCGUGCCGUCGCUUGAUCGCGAGCUGCACCACCAGUUGGAUGCGCCAGAAAUGCAGCAGAUGUAUUGUACAUUCAGUGUCGUCGCCCCAUGAGUUCGCAAUCCCUCUUCGUUUAUUGCGCAGCCGAGGAGACGCCGUUGAUUGAGCACUGUGCCGCCAGGUCAAUCGUAAUUAUCUCCAUGAUCUGGUUCGCAUUACACUCGCCAGACUUGCCUGUCGCAAGAGCGCUGAGGGCAUGUAAGGGUUCGCGCGCGAGUCAUUUUCAAAGGUCGAAAAUAUACAAUUGCA
This is a messenger RNA of Prorocentrum cordatum, 831 nucleotides long. Lineage: Eukaryota; Dinophyceae; Prorocentrales; Prorocentraceae. The record is from the annotation of a GenBank genome assembly.